GAAACACACUUCAAAAUAUGGUGGGUCCAUUUUCAUCCUUCAAAAUAAUCAGAGCCCAAAGAGUAAAAAGAAGAAAGAAACCAACGCAGUUUUUUUAUUCUCUCUCCUUUUUUUGUUCUUCAAUGGUUUUAGGGUUUCAAUCCCUAAACAUAGGUUUGUUAGCUUUCUCGUUCCUCACAUUUUAGUCCCAGAAUCUAUUCCUCAAUGCUUUCAGUUCUCUCGUCUUUCUUAAGGUACUUGGAAUAUAUGAGCUUUAAAAUUGUUUUGAUGAAAGAAAGGUCACAAGUUGCUAUGAAUUCGGAUCUUUGAAGUUGGUCCAAACGGAAACAUGAAUUAGUAUAAAUUUGGAGGGUGAUAUCAUUACUUUUGUUUUAGGACACAGCUGAGAAAAUUUAGUACUUUGUAACAGUUAGAAUGGGUUCAUAUUCUGGUACUCGUGAAAUAGUUGAAGUGGGCGAAGAACUUAAACCCGCACAACAAUCUAGAGGGGCAUACCGACCACAUUAUGGAUUGGGUGUGGGUGAAAAAGAUCGAAAGCCUCCUGUGCUGAAACUGGGAUACAAGGAUUCUCUAGAAGAUGAUAUUAAUCAGCUUUUUCAGGCUAUCAAUCUUAAAGGUCCCAAAGGUUUAAGUGUUUCUUACCAAGGAGGCGCAAGCUCAAGCUCUCCAAAGAAAAAUGCUUUGAAGAAACCAAUUACAGUGGGGAUGCCCCAGUCCCCGAGAAUUGGUGGUUCAGAGCCGUUGUCACUGAAGCAGGCUUUAAGGGAUCUUUGCAUUUCUAAGGCAUCAGAAAUGGCUGCUAUGAAGCGGUUAUCAAUGUCAACUAGUUCUCCUGGGGUCUCUGAAGCCGGAAGGAUAAAAAGUUUGUUCAAUUCAGUUGUCGUUGAAACUGCCAGUGGAUCUGGUCUUCCCAGAGAUGAAGAAGAUAAGAGGAGCAUGGUUGAAAUAUCUUUGGUGCCUGAAGAAAGCAAAUCAGCUUCUUCUCGGAUGAUGGCUGUGUCACAUGAAGCUCUCAAGAAUAAGUCAUUGAGCCAAAGUGCUAAUUCUUCACCUCAAUUUGCCCUUGCAACCAGACAAAUUAGCACUGGAAGUCCUUCAUCAACUCAAACUGAUGUUUCUGCCUCAAGAAAAGUUGGGAAUCAAGCACCAAAAGCAGAGCUGCAUCAGAAAGAGAAGCACACUUCUGCAUCUUCUCCAUCUUGUUCUUACGCUGAUGAUAAUAUGUUAGAAACGGACAAUACAGUGCCUACUUCAAACAAGUUAUUGAAAAAAAUAUCAACACCAAAGUUGGGAGGAAAGGGCAGGCUGCAUGCUGUUGCUUCUUCUAGCUCAAUAAAUGGCAACAGAGUAAGUAGGGUAACAAGAAAUGCACCGCGGGUGGCCAAAACAGUUGUCAGGAACAAAAGUUCUGUCAAGAAGAAAACAAAGCAGGAUUCCUCUUCUGUGGCAUGUGCUGCUAAUGCUUUCAAUGAAGUUAAUAGCAGCUUGGAUUCCACUGCGAGUCAGUUAGUUUGUCAGAGAUGCCAGUGCUCUCUGAAGAGUUCAAGUAAUGAAUCUAAUCAAGAUUCUGUGAAGUCACAGUCAGCUGGGAUUAUUGCUGAAGUCAGCUCAAGGCAUGUGAAUUCUGAUGUUCACAAACCAACCUUGGCUGAAAGUAACUCUAACAGAAGCCAAGCUGCUGGUCCAAGGGCUAAAAGGAGCGCUAAAUCAAGAGAAAAGGGAGACUUCUCCCAAAGUUCAAGUAGCCUUGGUGAUAGUAGUAGCACAAGCAUCAGUGAUGACAGCAAUUUAAGUGGGUCUAGCUGCAGUAACAGACCUCACAUGUCAAAGGAUGUGAGGUGGGAAGCCAUCCGCCACGCUGGGAUGCAGGAUGGAGUCUUGGGUUUGAGACAUUUCAAUCUUUUAAAGAAGCUUGGUUGUGGAGAUAUUGGCACGGUAUAUCUUGCUGAGCUUAUUGGUACGAACUGCUUGUUUGCUAUAAAGGUCAUGGACAAUAAAUUUUUGGCAAGAAGGAAGAAAAUGCCAAGGGCCCAAACAGAAAGAGAAAUAUUAAGGAUGCUUGAUCACCCUUUUCUCCCUACUUUAUAUAUGCAAUUCACAUCAGAUAACUUAUCAUGUUUAGUUAUGGAGUACUGUCCAGGUGGAGACCUGCAUGUCCUCCGGCAAAAGCAGCCUGGAAGAUGUUUUCCUGAGCCAGCAGCUAGGUUUUAUGUGGCUGAGGUACUUCUUGCUUUGGAGUACUUGCACAUGCUUGGAAUUGUUUACCGCGAUUUGAAACCUGAAAACAUUCUGGUUCGAGAAGAUGGCCACAUAAUGCUCACAGAUUUUGACCUUUCACUUAGAUGCACAGUUAGUCCAACUCUCCUGAAAUCUUCAUCAAAUUUGGAUCCAGCAAGGAUAUCUGGUCCAUGCACAGCUUCCAGCUGCGCAGAACCCUUUUGCAUCGUACCAUCUUGUCAAGUCCCAUGCUUCAGUCCUAGGUUCUUGCCUGCUGCUGCAAAAGCAAAGAGAAAGGCUAAGGCAGACGUCGCUGCACAAGUUAGAUCACUGCCACAGCUUGUGGCUGAGCCUACUGAUGCAAGAUCUAAUUCCUUUGUUGGGACCCAUGAGUACUUGGCUCCUGAGAUCAUUAAAGGAGAGGGUCAUGGAGCCGCCGUUGAUUGGUGGACCCUCGGUGUCUUUCUUUACGAGCUUCUCUAUGGUAGGACACCCUUCAAAGGUGCAGGGAAUGAAGAAACUUUGGCUAAUGUUUUGCUACAGAGCCUUAAGUUCCCGGACAGUCCUUUUGUUAGUUUCCAGGCAAGGGAUCUCAUCAGAGGGCUGUUGGUAAAGGAGCCAGAGAAUCGGCUGGGAACAGAAAAAGGGGCAGCUGAGAUCAAGCAACAUCCAUUCUUUGAAGGCUUGAAUUGGGCUUUGAUUCGAUGUGCUGUUCCACCAGAACUACCUCGGUUCUAUGAAUCUGAGGUUCCGAGCAUGAUAUGCCCGGAAACAAAGAGCAACGAUUUGGAAUGUAAAGCUACAGGAGAGCACCUUGAAUUUGAGCUGUUUUGAUGAAAACAUCUACUUUAAGAGAAAGUUUCCAUAAGAUACCACCCCAUAAUGAGACCUUGAGCCCUUUAAUCAAAAGAUCUCCCUCCCCUUGUUGUAAUUAUAUAUGAAGCUCAUAAUGUAAAUUUAAUUGAAAAUAUUUGAAGCCGUCACCACAUUUUGUCAUAUCAGACGCCGAAAUCUUUUCAUUCAGCAAUUAGUUACUAUGAAGUUGUCCCACAAAUUGAAGAUGACGACCCAUCUUUCUCCCCUCAAUCCAUACUUUCAUCACUUUUUAGAAGUAAUUAAAAGGA
Messenger RNA from Durio zibethinus, 3341 nucleotides. RefSeq names its product serine/threonine-protein kinase D6PKL1-like. Lineage: Eukaryota; Viridiplantae; Streptophyta; Magnoliopsida; Malvales; Malvaceae. Gene Ontology annotation, molecular function: protein kinase activity; ATP binding. Gene Ontology annotation, biological process: protein phosphorylation. The record is from RefSeq and is a predicted model, not a curated record.